UUUACUUGUUCCUGAGUUGAGUAGAGAUGAACAUGCCUUUGCCUUUGCUUGUUUCUCUCUGCACUGCCUGCUUCCCAGAUGUCCUCUUCCCCUCCUCCUUCCUAUCAUUCCGAUCUACAAGCUCUCCUGGCUUUUAAGAAUUCCCUCUCCCAUGACCCCUACGAUUCCUUGCAUGAUUGGUCUCCUCGCCACUCCUUUUGCAAUUGGACUGCGAUUCUCUGCUCUUCUCGCCAUCAGCGCGUGCUUUCUCUGAAUCUUACUGGUAUGUCUUUGCUGGGACCAAUCUCUCCUUUCCUUGGCAAUCUCUCUUUUCUUACAGUACUUGCCCUCAAGAAUAACAACUUUCAAGGCCAAAUUCCUCCUCAACUAGGCAAGCUGUCUCGCCUUAGAAUACUUCGAUUGUCUCUUAAUCAAUUGGAAGGUUCCAUUCCCACCACUUUAACAUCUUGCCACUCUUCGGAAGUUCUCAUACUGUCCUAUAACUUUUUGAGUAGCACUAUCCCUUCCCAACUUGGCCAUCUUUCACAAUUAGAAAUCAUUUAUUUAGGAAGAAAUCAAUUGACAGGCACAAUCCCACCCUCCCUAGGAAACCUAUCCUCUUUAAUUGACUUGCAAUUGUCAAACAACAACCUCCAUGGUAGCAUUCCUAUUCAAUUGGGUAUGCUUACUCAACUUAGAGUACUCUAUCUUCAUCAAAACAACUUGACAGGAAUAAUCCCACCCUCCUUAGGAAACCUUUCCUCUCUAACUAAUUUGUCUUUGGAAUACAACAUAGUCCAUGGUAGUAUUCCUAUUGAAUUGGGCAUGUUUACUCAACUCAGACUUCUUGUUCUUCGGGGAAACAACUUGACAGGCACAAUCCCACCUUCCUUAGGAAACCUAUCCUCUUUAACUAACUUGGAUUUGGGACAAAAUAGAAUCCAUGGUAGUAUUCCUAUUCAAUUGGGUAUGCUUACUCAACUUAGAGUACUCUAUCUUCAUCAAAACAACUUGACAGGCACAAUCCCACCUUCCUUAGGAAACCUAUCCUCUUUAACUAACUUGGAUUUAGGACGAAAUAGAAUCCAUGGUAGUAUUCCUAUUCAAUUGGGUAUGCUUACUCAACUUAGAGUACUCUAUCUUCAUCAAAACAACUUGACAGGAAUAAUCCCACCCUCCUUAGGAAACCUUUCCUCUCUAACUAAUUUAUCAUUGGGAUACAACAUACUCCAUGGUAGUAUUCCUAUUGAAUUGAGUAUGCUUAGUCAACUCAAAGAACUUUAUCUUGAACAAAACAAACUCAAUGGUAGUAUUCCUAUUGAAUUGGGCAUGCUUUCUCAACUCAUAAAACUUUAUCUUAGAUACAAUAGCUUGACAGGAGUGAUUCCAUUCUAGAUUUGGAGAACUAUCAUUCAGUUAUACUCAAAAAGUAUAACUAAGUGAAAACAUGCUUUCAAGGAAAUUUCUAGAUAGACUUGAUGAUCUUCCACGUGAAAGACAUCUUGCUCUUGAUCACAGUGUACUUGUGAGGAAAAUACCUCUCAAUUCAAGGAUAUUCCAAAUGUGAGAUCAAGUGAACUUAUCUCAUAAUUCAAGUUAAGAGGAAAUAUGUAAUGUUUGGCCAAACUCUAAAACUAUAAAGCUGGUGUGUAGAUUCUAGUCAUUUAUAUGACAAGCAUA
Cryptomeria japonica (Japanese cedar) is the source of this 1659-nucleotide messenger RNA. Its product is annotated as probable leucine-rich repeat receptor-like protein kinase At1g35710. The record is from RefSeq and is a predicted model, not a curated record. The coding region runs from base 79 to 1374 and encodes 431 amino acids. The transcript has a single exon. Gene Ontology annotation, molecular function: protein binding. NCBI's taxonomy places the organism in Eukaryota, Viridiplantae, Streptophyta, Pinopsida, Cupressales, Cupressaceae.